Staurois parvus is the source of this 501-nucleotide messenger RNA. The record is from the annotation of a GenBank genome assembly. Lineage: Eukaryota; Metazoa; Chordata; Amphibia; Anura; Ranidae.
GCAUCGGGCCCCCAGGCGGGGCGACAGGCAUCGUGCCCCCAGGCGGGGCGACAGGCAUCGUGCCCUCAGGCGGGGCGACAGGCAUCGUGCCCCCCAGGCGGCGGAGCGGCGGGCGCCGGACCCCCAGGCGGAGCGACAGGUCUCGGGCCCUCAGGCGGAGCGGCGGGCGCCGGACCCCCAGGCGGAGCGACAGGUCUCGGGCCCUCAGGCGGAGCGGCGGGCGCCGGACCCCCAGGUGGAGCGACAGGUCUCGGGCCCUCAGGCGGAGCGGCGGGCGCCGGACCCCCAGGCGGAGCGACAGGUCUCGGGCCCUCAGGCGGAGCGGCGGGCGCCGGACCCCCAGGCGGAGCGACAGGUCUCAGGCCCUCAGGCAGAGCGGCGGGCGCCGGACCCCCAGGAGGAGCGACAGGUCUCGGGCCCUCAGGCGGAGCGGCGGGCGCCGGACCCCCAGAUGGAGCGACAGGUCUCGGGCCCUCAGGCGGAGCGGCGGGCGCCGGACCC